GCGGAGCCGGCCGUGCGGUGUGUGUGUAUGUGUUCGCGGGCCGCCGUCUCAGCCCCGGGAAGAUGGUGGCGGCGGCGGCGGCGGCGACUGAGGCGAGGCUGAGGGGGAGGACGGCGGCGACGACAGCGCCUGCGAGCAGGAACGGCGGGCGGUGCCGGGACUGGGACGCGACCCGGGCUGGGAGGCCGGGGCAGGGGGCCGGGCUGCGCCUCCCGCGGCGGCGGCUGCUGCUGCUGCUGCUGCUGCUCCCGCCGCUGCUGUUGCUGCCCUGGGCGGCCGAGGCCGCGGCGGCAGCGGCUGCGGUGUCGGGUUCAGCCGCAGCCGAGGCCAAGGAAUGUGACCGGCCCUGUGUCAACGGCGGCCGCUGCAACCCUGGCACCGGGCAGUGCAUCUGCCCCGCCGGCUGGGUGGGCGAGCAAUGCCAGCACUGCGGGGGCCGCUUCAGACUAACUGGAUCUUCUGGGUUUGUAACGGAUGGACCUGGAAAUUAUAAAUAUAAAACGAAGUGCACGUGGCUCAUUGAAGGACGGCCAAAUAGAAUAAUGAGACUUCGUUUCAAUCAUUUUGCUACAGAGUGUAGUUGGGACCAUUUAUACGUUUAUGAUGGGGACUCAAUUUAUGCACCCCUAGUUGCUGCGUUUAGCGGCCUCAUUGUUCCUGAGAGAGAUGGCAAUGAGACUGUCCCCGAGGUUGUUGCCACAUCAGGUUAUGCCCUGCUGCAUUUUUUUAGUGAUGCUGCUUAUAAUUUGACUGGAUUUAAUAUCACUUACAAUUUUGACAUGUGUCCGAAUAAUUGCUCAGGCCGAGGAGAAUGUAAGAUCAGUAAUAGCAGCAACACUGUUCAAUGUGAAUGUUCUGAAAACUGGAAAGGUGAAGCAUGUGACAUUCCUCACUGUAUAAAUAACUGUGGUUUUCCUCAUCGAGGCAUCUGCAAUUCAAGUGAGAUCAGAGGAUGCUCCUGCUUCUCAGAGUGGCAGGGUCCUGGAUGUUCAGUUCCUGUACCAGCUAACCAGUCAUUUUGGGCUCGAGAGGAAUAUUCUAGCCUAAAGCUCCCCAGAGCCUCUCACAAAGCUGUGGUCAAUGGAAAUAUAAUGUGGGUUGUUGGAGGAUAUAUGUUCAACCACUCAGAUUACAACAUGGUUUUAGCGUAUGACCUCGCUUCUAGGGAGUGGCUCACACUGAACCAUUCUGUGAACAAUGUGGUUGUUAGAUACGGUCAUUCUUUAGCAUUAUACAAGGAUAAAAUUUACAUGUACGGAGGAAAAAUUGAUUCAACAGGGAAUGUGACCAAUGAGUUGAGAGUGUUUCAUAUUCAUAAUGAAUCGUGGGUAUUGUUGACCCCUAAAGCAAAGGAGCAGUAUGCAGUGGUUGGGCACUCAGCACACAUUGUCACAUUGAAAACUGGCCGAGUGGUCAUGCUGGUCAUCUUUGGUCACUGCCCCCUCUAUGGAUAUAUAAGCAAUGUGCAAGAAUAUGACUUGGAUAAGAACACGUGGAGCAUAUUACCUAUCAAUGGUGCCCUUGUCCAAGGGGGCUACGGCCAUAGCAGUGUCUUUGACCACAGGACCAGGGCCCUGUACGUUCAUGGAGGCUACAAGGCUUUCAGUGCCAAUAAAUACCGGCUUGCAGAUGAUCUCUACAGAUAUGAUGUGGACACCCAGAUGUGGACCAUUCUUAAGGACAGCCGAUUUUUCCGUUACUUGCACACAGCUGUGAUAGUGAGUGGAACCAUGCUGGUGUUUGGAGGAAACACACACAAUGACACAUCCAUGAGCCAUGGCGCCAAAUGCUUCUCUUCAGAUUUCAUGGCUUAUGACAUUGCUUGUGAUCGCUGGUCAGUGCUUCCCAGACCUGAUCUCCACCAUGAUGUCAACAGAUUUGGCCAUUCCGCGGUCUUACACAACAGCACCAUGUAUGUAUUUGGUGGUUUUAAUAGUCUCCUUCUCAGUGACAUCCUCGUAUUCACCUCAGAGUGGUGUGAAGCACACCGGAGUGAAGCUGCUUGUCUAGCAGCAGGACCUGGCAUCCGGUGUGUGUGGGACACAGGGUCGUCUCAGUGUAUCUCCUGGGAGUUGGCAACUGAAGCACAAGAAGAAAAGUUAAAAUCAGAGUGUUUUUCCAAAAGAACUCUUGACCAUGACAGAUGUGACCAGCACACAGAUUGUUACAGCUGCACGGCCAACACCAACGACUGCCACUGGUGCAACGACCAUUGUGUCGCUAUGAACCACAGCUGCACAGAAAGCCAGAUCUCCAUUUCCAGAUAUGAGAAUUGCCCCAAGGAUAACCCCAUGUACUACUGUAACAAGAAGACCAGCUGCAGGAGCUGUGCCUUGGACCAGAACUGCCAGUGGGAGCCCCGGAAUCAGGAGUGCAUCGCCCUGCCCGAAAAUAUCUGUGGCACUGGCUGGCAUUUGGUUGGAAACUCAUGUUUGAAAAUUACUACUGCCAAGGAGAAUUAUGACAAUGCUAAAUUGUCCUGUAGGAACCACAAUGCCUUUUUGGCUUCUCUGACAACCCAGAAGAAGGUAGAAUUUGUCCUUAAGCAGCUGCGAAUAAUGCAGUCGUCGCACAGCAUGUCCAAGCUUACCUUAACCCCCUGGGUUGGCCUUCGGAAGAUCAAUGUGUCCUACUGGUGUUGGGAAGAUAUGUCCCCAUUUACAAAUAGUUUGCUACAGUGGAUGCCGUCUGAGCCCAGUGAUGCUGGAUUCUGUGGAAUCUUGUCAGAACCCAGUACUCGGGGUUUGAAGGCUGCAACCUGCAUCAACCCACUCAAUGGUAGUGUCUGUGAAAGGCCUGCGAACCACAGUGCUAAGCAGUGCCGGACGCCCUGUGCCUUGCGGACGGCGUGUGGAGAGUGUACCAGUGGCAGCUCCGAGUGCAUGUGGUGCAGCAACAUGAAGCAGUGUGUGGACUCCAAUGCCUACGUGGCCUCCUUCCCUUUUGGCCAGUGUAUGGAGUGGUAUACCAUGAGCAGCUGCCCCCCUGAAAAUUGUUCAGGCUACUGUACCUGUAGUCAUUGCUUGGAGCAACCAGGCUGUGGUUGGUGUACUGAUCCCAGCAAUACUGGCAAAGGAAAAUGCCUAGAGGGCUCCUAUAAAGGACCAGUGAAGAUGCCUUCACAGGCCCCUACAGGAAAUUCCUAUCUGCAGCCCCUUCUCAAUUCCAGCAUGUGUCUGGAGGACAGCAGAUACAACUGGUCUUUCAUUCACUGUCCAGCUUGCCAGUGCAACGGCCACAGCAAAUGCGUUAAUCAAAGUAUCUGUGAGAAGUGUGAGAACCUGACCACUGGCAAGAACUGCGAGACCUGUAUAUCUGGCUUCUAUGGUGAUCCCACCAACGGGGGAAAAUGUCAGCCAUGCAAGUGCAAUGGGCACGCGUCACUGUGCAAUACCAAUACGGGCAAGUGCUUCUGCACCACCAAGGGCGUCAAGGGGGACGAGUGCCAGCUAUGUGAAGUAGAAAAUCGAUACCAGGGAAACCCUCUCAAAGGAACAUGUUAUUAUACUCUUCUUAUUGACUAUCAGUUUACUUUUAGCCUAUCCCAGGAAGAUGACCGCUAUUACACAGCCAUCAAUUUUGUGGCUACACCUGAUGAACAAAACCGGGAUUUGGACAUGUUCAUCAAUGCCUCCAAAAACUUCAACCUCAACAUCACCUGGGCCCCCAGUUUCUCAGCUGGAACCCAGGCUGGAGAAGAGAUGCCUGUUGUUUCGAAAACCAACAUUAAGGAGUACAAAGAUAGCUUCUCUAAUGAGAAGUUUGAUUUUCGCAACCACCCAAACAUCACUUUCUUUGUGUAUGUCAGUAAUUUCACCUGGCCCAUCAAAAUUCAGAUUGCCUUCUCCCAGCACAGCAAUUUUAUGGACCUGGUACAGUUCUUCGUGACUUUCUUCAGUUGUUUCCUCUCUUUGCUCCUGGUGGCUGCUGUGGUUUGGAAGAUCAAACAAAGUUGUUGGGCCUCCAGGCGGAGAGAGCAACUUCUUCGAGAGAUGCAGCAGAUGGCCAGCCGUCCCUUUGCCUCUGUAAACGUUGCCUUGGAAACAGAUGAAGAGCCUCCUGAUCUUAUUGGGGGGAGUAUAAAGACUGUUCCCAAACCCAUUGCCCUGGAGCCAUGUUUUGGCAAUAAAGCUGCUGUCCUCUCUGUGUUUGUGAGGCUCCCUCGAGGCCUCGGUGGAAUCCCUCCUCCCGGGCAGUCGGGUCUCGCAGUGGCCAGCGCCCUGGUGGACAUUUCUCAGCAGAUGCCAAUAGUGUACAAAGAGAAGUCAGGAGCAGUGAGAAACCGGAAGCAGCAGCCCCCUGCACAGCCUGGGACCUGCAUUUGAUGCUGGGGCCAGGGACUGUCCGUGAGCGAGGUGUGUCAUGCCAGAGCUGUCUGCAGGGAGGGAGCAGGCAGGGAGACUCUGUGCAGCGGGGCAGAAGACUGGAAACCCUCGAAGCAUCUGACUCAUCUGCAUGUUCACAAGCUUUCUUUUGACGGUUUCUCCCAUCUGUACUCCAGCAUCUAACCUUUUACUUUUGCAUAGGAAAUAAUUGAUUUAAUUACAGUUCCAGGGGUGAUCUAGUUGUUGCUAGAGGAGGCCAGUGAAGAGCCAGUGAGAGAGCUAAGAAGGACACUCAGGUUCACUUGUGGAAAACUGUUCUUGGGGCUGUCUCAACUGUGCAAAAAACAAAAGAUGUAGUGUUUACAAAUAGACAUUUCUCAUCAGUCGUUCUUGAACAUGAUCUUUUAAAAACUAGUCAGAUGAAUUAACUUGUUUUCGUCUGAAGCCUGCUAUCUUUUUAAAAAGAUGUGCUACUUAUUCUUGCACGAUUUAGGCAGAUCUCUCUCUUCCAGGGAGUAGCUUUUUUCUAGUUGAGAACUAAUAAUGGUCCAUCUCUUUUGAAUCAUAUCAAACUAAGAUAGAAGGGGGCUAUUUUAAAUGUCGAGGUCAGCACUGUUACUUAGAAUGUAAACUGAUGUAAUAGGUAGUUUUCUAUAGCAACUUGAUUAAUUUAGUCUUAAUCCAUUUGAAAUUCUUCUCUUUCUCUCUCUCUCUCUCUCACACACACACACACACACACACACACACACACAUACACUAAGUGCCUAGACUUUAAAUAGAUCUAGCAAUUGGAAAGUUAGUAAGCCUAAGUUUUUACAUAAUUGCAUUCCUACAUUCUUAUAAAAUUUAAAUAGCUACCAUUGGCAAUCUGCUCUUUUUCUAAAAUCUAAUUUGCAGCCAGGAAAGAAUUUUCUCACCCCAAGGAACAUUUAACGGAGCAGCAGGGACUGUGAGGAAGGCAGCGAUGAACUAACUGUGAAAGCUCCUGUUUUUAUUGUUGUCAAAAAGGACAGUAAUCAGGCAUGGUCCCCAUGUGCCUCCCUGUCCCCUGCCCCCAAGGUCACUCUAUGUGUGAUGUCACUUCAGCCCUUCUGGCGUCCUACUGCCAGGGCACCACAGAGGAAGGGAUUCACUCAUGUUACAUGUCUCCCUUGAGCAGAAAAGAGCAUGACAGCACUUGGGACCCCUGGAUCAAAGAGUGACUCUUUGUUCCUGUGACCUGCUCUGAGCAUAUGCGCCACUCUCAGGCUGCAGGUGGAAUCACACACCAGGAGAGGGACAGUCUCCCAUUAUCGGCAGAACCUGCCCCGGAGCGUGAAGAAGGACCUGGAGCUGUUUGCUCUCUUCCCCCGAGGAGAGGCUCGGCUCUCUUCUGUCUUCCUCCCAGACUCAGGUGGUGCCUGUGGGGAGGGCAGUGAACACUGAUAAGAAUGAAAAGCACAUGGGAAAAAUGGACGAGGAGGGAAACGAUACCAAAUGGAAAGUGACCAAAUGUAGUGGGGUAGAGCAGUCCCUGCCCUUCUCCGCCAGGGCACUCCCUGGAUGUCAUGUUGUCCCCACCUAUGGUGCUCUGUCUUCUGGCAUUAUGCAGCAGCCUCCCAAGAUCUCUCUUCUGCUUCGAAACCUGGAGUUCUCUGGCAUUACCCUAUUGGGAUGGACCUCUAGACAACUCAAGUUUGUGCAAUUGGAGAAAUUAACACUCAAAAGAGCAAAGACUGUGGCAUUUCACCUUUAAAUGAAGUGCCUAGAGAGGGAGUAUUGUCUCUUCCCCAACACUAACCCCACUCCCAUGAAGAAUUGCCUGGAAGGAGGUUUUCAAGGAAGUUGAACGAUAAAACUCAGAUGCACAAAACACCUCUACUUUGAGACUUGCCUCUCAAAAAGCUGCUUUUUCACGUUAUUGUUAAAGAGCAGACGGUUCUAGAAAAGACCCGUCCUCUUACUAACUCCCCAUAUCCCUGCUCCAGAUCACAGCACCCACAGAGAGCCUGCCGUGGCCUGGCCCUUCACCCCUGUAAUUACCAUGAGGCUUCUUGGCAGAAAAAGAGGGAGGCCACGGGAGAGGGUCUUCCCACAAGGGAAACCCUUGUUUGUUCAAAGGACCAGUGUUUGCUUGGCCAAAGAAGUCUCUUCCCCGUGGUAGUUCCAUGCCUUGAAAUAACAUGUCCCAUGUCUCCUAAGCACCUGGUUAUUUCUUUUUUUUUUCCUAAAAAAUAAAUGUUUAUUUUUAAGAAGGAAGGAAGGAAGGAGCAAGUGAAGUUUAAUUCUGCUCCAGCAGUGGAGAAACAGCUGAAUCCACCUGCUUCUCCUUUGCAGCCAAUAGCAAACAGCUUCCUCCAGGCUCCGGCCAGAGGAAGGGACGGCAGGAGAAAGAAGCAGUCAGCUUAGAGCCAGUUACCGGGAGGGAGUCACCUAGAACUUCAGAGAAAUGCCUGCAUGUCACGGGCAUUUAUAUGAGAGCCUGUAUAUAAAAGUAGUCAUGAAAACAUUGAUAUUGCACUUGUACAUAUCUAUACAGUAGUGUCUGGAAUGUUCAGACAUUCAGAGUGUACAUAAAACAGAAAAAUAUCUUAAUGUAUUUUUAUUAAAUGUAAUGGUGUCUGAGUUUCACUCAGUAUGUUUUUGUGCCACGUACUGGAUAUCUAAGUUUGGAGAAGUCCUCUCGUUAGUCCGUGAUACAUUGAUAACAAAGCCAUGAAAGGCAUCCCCAUCGUGCUGAUGUGUUCAACACAUCUGGUACCAAUUGGAUAAUUUAAAACAGGAAUCGUCUGUCAGUACACAUAUGAGAAACUGGGCAGCGAGUCCAUUUAAACAGCAGUAUGUGAGGAGACUCAAAGGCAGCGGGACUCUUUCUGUCGCUGUUGUUGGCUCUGCAAGUACAUCGUGAAUCUUUCUGUCAGCCUCUUGGUGCUGUGAGUGGCCAGGGAUGACCAAUCUUGUCCUGAGAAAUGAUUCUCUUAGUCUCUGAAUUCAAAGACUAUACCUGUGGAAAUCAGAUUUUCCAAAAAGGGGUUUUCUAGGCUGCAUUUUGAUGUGGUUUUCUCCAAAUUUUUAAAGACCAUUUCCCAGGACCAUAGUUUAUUAUACUGAAAACUGGGAGUGGGAGAGGGGUGGCUAGUUCGUUGAUAAAUAGCUCCUGCUUUCCCAUGGAGAACUGCACACACCCUGGCCUCCUGUCCACCUCCUACCCCUUCACCACACACAGUGUGGGGAAAAGUCUGUGCUUCCCUGUGAGGAUCACCUCUAAAAGGUGGAAGGGGGUGUGGAGAGAAGGCAGCCCAUACUCCCUUGAGCUAACCCAGAGGGAAAGCAGCCCUAGAGAGAAGACUGUCAGCAAAAGGAAAAUAUCGGAAUAUCUGUGGGUGAGGCGUAAGGUGCAAGACUGGAGACGCACCAAGAAAUCGGGCCAAUGAGAAGACCAGAGCACAAGAGCUACCUUUCAGUGCAGCUCUUGCUCCGUCAACUUCAUGGAGUGUAUUUCAGUAUUUCAGUACACUCCAUUAAGGGGGCGGGAGUGAUUUACUUCCUGGGGUGGUGGCGUUUUCAUGAACACCUUUGAUCUUUCAGUUUCACUCACCCAUCUGUUCAUUCAAACAUAUUCACUAAGCACUUGCCAACAACCUAAGUUAACACUCAGGCAGUGACCAAGAUGAAAAAGAAGCUCUUCAGAAUUACAACGAAAUUCAGCUCCUCAAGCCCCACAUGCCAGGAGAUCUUUCCUGGUGGUUUCUGUGAGAAUUGGCCAUCCUAAGGACAGACCCAGGAAGGCAGAGGGUCUGCCCUUGGGCCAUGCACCGGCUCUCAGUCUGAAAUGUUUGCCCAAUUUACCAAACCAUAAAAAUCAUCGUGAUGGUUUGUAGAUCACCAGGCCCACCAAGAGACUGUUCCCCGGAGUCAUUCAAACUCAUAAACACUCUUGCCUGCAGGGAGAUGAUGUGGAAUGGAGAGGAAGACUGGCGCCUUCUCUUUUAAAGGCAAUAAUGGAAUCAACUUUCGUAACUGAAUUUGUGCACAAGACAUUCUAAACACUACACUAGUGAAGCCUGUUUCGUUGAACUAAUUCUGGCUCUAGAAAUGUUUUUGUUUUAUAGUUAUUUACGGUUUUAUUUUGGUUUGGAUUCGAGCUUAGUUUGUUAAUAUGUAUAAUUUAGCAUCUAUUGCACUCAUGUAAAUAUGGAGUAAGUAUUGUAAACUAUUUCAUUGCUGGGGACUGUGGGUGUUAUACAUACAUUUAGGACUGCAAUUUUUGGUAUUUUUUGUAUUGUAAAAUAACAGCUAAUUUAAGCAGGAACAAGAGAAUUAAGGGAGGUCUGUGCAUUUUAAACACAAAUGUGAAGAACUUGUAUAUAAACAAAAGUAAAUACUAUACUAUAAACUUCCUUCUGAAAUAAAAGUAGAUCUGGUAAAAA
Messenger RNA from Diceros bicornis minor, 8734 nucleotides. It is a transcript of the gene ATRN, whose product is annotated as attractin. Bases 63 to 4325 code for a protein of 1420 amino acids. Gene Ontology annotation, molecular function: protein binding. Gene Ontology annotation, cellular component: Golgi apparatus. The record is from RefSeq and is a predicted model, not a curated record. NCBI's taxonomy places the organism in Eukaryota, Metazoa, Chordata, Mammalia, Perissodactyla, Rhinocerotidae. The transcript is spliced from 29 exons.